Molecule: messenger RNA, 929 nt
Organism: Ipomoea nil (Japanese morning glory)
Lineage: Eukaryota; Viridiplantae; Streptophyta; Magnoliopsida; Solanales; Convolvulaceae
Product: heavy metal-associated isoprenylated plant protein 23
Exons: 2
Coding region: 140-601 (153 amino acids)
Molecular function (GO): metal ion binding
Source: RefSeq, a predicted model, not a curated record
AAAGAGGGAAAUAGUAAUAAACAAAGCCUUUUCUUUUCCAUUUCCAUGGUGUUUUGAGCUCAAGAAAGUUGCUAAAACUUUUGAAUUUGAAUCUGGAAAUUAAACUAAAAGUGGUAACUAAGAAGAAAAAAAUUAAAGAAUGGGUCUUGGAGGAACACUGGAAUACAUUUCUGAUAUGAUGAGCAGCAGCCAUGGCCACAAACACAAGAAGAAGAAGAAGCAGUUGCAGACUGUGGAGCUCAAAGUCAGAAUGGACUGCGAUGGGUGUGAACUCAAAGUCAAGAAAGCUUUGUCUUCUUUAAGCGGAGUGAAAACAGUAGAUAUAAACAGGAAGCAGCAGAAGGUGACGGUAACAGGCUACGUAGAGGCAAACAAGGUGUUAAAGAAGGCAAAGUCCACCGGGAAGAAGGCGGAGAUAUGGCCGUAUGUGCCGUAUAACUUGGUGGCUCAGCCGUACGCCGCUCAGGCUUACGACAAGAAGGCGCCGCCGGGGUAUGUGAGAAGGGUCGACAACCCAACCACCGGGACCGCCGCCAGGUUCGACGACCCCUACGUCACCAUCUUCAGCGACGAAAAUCCUAAUGCCUGCUCCGUCAUGUAAUCCCAACAAAUUUUCAAAACCCCUCCACUCCUGGAGAUUGUGUUAUACUCAUCAAAUUUAGUCCAAUCUGGUCAAUACUUUACCCUUUAAUUGAGCCAGUUUGGUGCGAAUGAGGGUUAGUGAGUAUAAUACAGACUUAAAGUGUCUCAUACAGUUACGGUCCAUGGUUGGUAACUUGUAAGUUAAUUUUGAUAUGUAUAAUAUAGUUAUAUAAUUUAUUUUGAUGUGUAAUGUUUGUUGCAUGAGGUAUGUACUAUGUAGUGUAUAGUAUGUUUAAUAGUUUGGUUUGAUGUGAGGUAAUGAUUGAUGAGACUAAUUCCAAACUUGC